Molecule: messenger RNA, 912 nt
Organism: Trichomonas vaginalis G3
Lineage: Eukaryota; Parabasalia; Trichomonadida; Trichomonadidae
Product: spindle assembly checkpoint
Exons: 1
Coding region: 1-912 (303 amino acids)
Biological process (GO): transcription-dependent tethering of RNA polymerase II gene DNA at nuclear periphery; RNA export from nucleus
Cellular component (GO): nuclear pore
Molecular function (GO): RNA binding; ubiquitin binding
Source: RefSeq, a predicted model, not a curated record
AUGUUUUCUUCGAACAAUUUCAUCGAGCUACGAAUUGAAGAAACAGAUGGUAUAUCGUGCAUUCGAUUUUGCAAAACCAAUAGUGAUUAUCUUGCUUUCUCAACUUGGGAUGGAAGUCUUCAUACUUAUGAUAUCAAGACAAAAAGACUACUUAAGACAUUUAAAUUUGAUUGUCCUCAAUUAGCAUGCGAAUGGGCCGAACAUACAUGUGUAAGUGGUGGUGCUGAUGGAGCUAUCUCAGCAAAUGGAAAGCAAAUCGGUUCUCAUAAUGAUGCAGUUUCAUGUCUAGCUUAUUCAUUAGGUUCAUCACAGAUAAUUUCUUCUUCUUUUGAUAAAACAGUUAAAACAUGGGAUCUCAGAUCUCCGAAUCCAAUUUCAGAGCUAAGUCUACAAGAUAAAGUGUAUUCAGUGUCUACUUUGGAUGAAUACUCAGUUAUAUGCGGUUGUGGUGAUCAAAACAUAUUUACAUUCGAUACUAGAAGACCAGAAAAAGGUAAAGUUACAAAAUCUCCUUUGCACUAUAAUAUCAGCUGUGUAGCAGCAACCAAGGACCUAUUUGCUAUAGGAUCUUUCGAAGGACGCGUCGGAGUAAGUGAUACAAAUAACAAUACUUUCACUUUUAAAGCUCAUUACCAGGUUGAAGACGAUUCUAAACUUCUUUAUUCUAUAAAUUCUAUGUGCUUUAAUCCGCAGACUCGAGAUCUUGUUACUGCUGGCAGUGAUGGAAAAAUAAUUGUUUGGGAUAUUGAAAUGAAGAAGCAAAGGUAUGAAUUAGGUCCCUAUGAAACUUCUAUUUCAUCUAUUGAUUUUUCAGCUAAUGGAAAUAUCUUAGCAACAGCUAUAAGUUACGGAUAUGAAAAUGGAAACAUAUCUCAUCCAAAAGAUCGUGUUCUAUUAUUUAUCUGUAUAUAG